CAAAUGGUAAAGGCAAAGCAACUGGACAAAAGUCAUAAUCAGAACAUACAAGUUGCUGUAAGAUGCAGGCCUAUAAACUUAUACGAAAAAAGAAAUGGUUCGGGUGAUGCUGUUGAUAUUAAUUCUGAUAGAAGAGAAGUGACGAUUAAGGAUAAGACAAAUAACAAAACCUUCACAUUUGAUAAAGUUUUUGGACCAAAUUCUCCUCAAAUAGACAUUUAUAAUAGCAUAGUCUUACCUAUUUUAGAGGAAGUUUUGUUGGGUUAUAAUUGUACAAUAUUUGCAUAUGGACAAACAGGAACAGGUAAAACUCAUACAAUGGAAGGAGAAAGACUGGAAUGUAAACAGGAGGGUAUAGAUCCUUCUUCAGGCAUAAUUCCAAGAACACUAAAUGAUUUAUUUGAAAAGUUAAAAAUUCAGGCUUGUGAAUAUUCUGUCAGAGUAUCUUUCCUUGAAUUAUAUAAUGAGGAAUUGUUUGAUUUAUUAGCGGUGGGCAUAAACAAUCCACGUUUGAAAAUUUUUGAAGAUUCUACAAGAAAAGGGUCAAUAGUUGUGCAGGGCUUGGAAGAAAUUACUGUCCAUAAUAAAUAUGAAGUUUAUCAAAUAUUGCAAAGAGGUGCCCAAAGGAGGCAAACUGCAGCCACAUUAUUAAAUGACCAAUCAAGCCGAUCUCACUCUGUCUUUUCAGUGACAAUCCAUAUAAAAGAAAAUGACAUAGAUGGAGAAGAGUUGCUUAAAAUUGGAAAAUUAAAUUUAGUUGACUUAGCUGGCAGUGAAAACGUGAGUAGAUCAGGUGCCAUCGAUAAACGAUUGAGAGAAGCUGGGAACAUAAAUCAAAGCCUAUUAACACUUGGUCGUGUCAUAAAUGCACUGGUAGAUAGAUCACCUCAUGUUCCUUAUCGAGAGAGUAAAUUAACUAGAAUACUCCAGGAUUCAUUGGGCGGUAGAACCAAAACGUCCAUCAUAGCUACUAUUUCCCCAGCCUCUAUCAAUUUAGAAGAAACUUUGAGCACUCUAGACUAUGCUCAUAGAGCUAAAAAUAUUACAAAUCGCCCUGAGAUUAAUCAAAAACUGAGCAAAAAAGCAUUGUUAAAGGAAUACACGGAAGAGCUGGAAAGACUUAGGAAAGAUUUAGCGGCCACGCGGGAAAAAAACGGUAUUUUUAUGGCAGAAGAAAACUAUUUGGCAUUAACCAAAGACCUGAGCAUUAAAUGUGUCGAAAUCGAAGAGCUGUUAGAAAAAAUUAAUGUCAUCUCAGAAGAAAAAGAUAAAUUGAUGAGGAUAACUUUUCAAAGCGUGAAGGAUGUAGAAAAUCUUCAUAAUAAAUUAGAGAGACAUAAACAGAUAGAAGCCUUCAAUAAAACAAUCAAAUUCGACACCAGCUCUCAAACUGAAAAAUGGCUGAAUUCACUCAAAGAUCGGUUGGACUAUAGUGCAGAGAUGGAAAAACGGGUAUCAGAGGCUCUAAAUUUUCACAGAGAUAAUUUAAACUCUCGAGCAGAAGCCUCCAUCAAGAAUAAUAAAGAAUUUUUGUCAAACGCAAGACUCCAAUUGCACAGAGAUGCUCAAAAUUGUUUAAAUUCUAACAAAACUUUAGCGCAACACGAAUCUAAUAUGUUCAAUGAGACCACAAAAAUAGUUACUAGUAGAGAGAAAAUAAUGCUUCAGUUUUUAUCCGAACAAAUCGAAACAAUAACUAAUACCAUGUUCGUUUCAAUGGAAUCUCAAAUUAAUUCUUUAAAUGCCGAAUUCAACGCAUCAUUUACCCUAAUACGAGAUAUUGUUGAUGUACAAAGACAAAAUAAAUCAUUUUGCGAUGAAUUAAUCGAAUCCUUUUCAGUAAUCGAGAAAGGUCUCAAGGCGAAAAUAGAGAAUUUGACUCAGCAACUAAAAAUCCAAACGCGCACCGAUCUCAUUGGCACUUUACAGAGAAAGAAUGAAAAUGCCAAGAAAGUUAACAGUCUCAUAAAAUCUCUUUCAAACGCAUUCAAAGAACAAGAUUCCCAAUUAGACCAGGAUAUAAGUACCCUUCAAAAAUUGACCGAUUCAAGCUUACUGAGUGUCGAGGAGUUGGACUCGGAUAUAAAAAACCAUUUUAAUGCACAAACGGUCAACAUAAAGCGCAAACUAAAACAAGAAAACGAAAUUAUUAUAAAGAAUGAUGCCUCAAUAAAUUUGUCUCAUGAACAAUUUAGUGAAAAAUUGGAAUCUACUCGCAAAAUAUUGGUAUCAAAUAACGAAGAUGUGGCCAAAUCAAUGCAGAAUUUAAGAUCGAUCAAUACACACGAAACCAAAGAUAUAAUAACAUGUUUAUCGCGGCAUCACGAUACCAUUAAAAUUGGUUUAGAAGAUACCUCAAAAAUUAUAAAAGAAGCGUAUGAUAAGAACCAUGAACGAUUCAAAGAACAAGAUGUUAUCUUUUGUAAAACCAAUGAAUCUUGUAUCGAGGAAAAUACUCAACAAUUUUUAAACAUCGCAGCUUCUUUAACUGAGAGUCACGUCAAUUUAGAGAACGUCAUAAAUGGCUAUCUACCACAAGCUAGGGAAGAGUGUCUUGAACUUAUAAAUUCUUGGAAAUUCGAUAUUAAAACUGGAAUGACCCCCUGUAGAAGAGACACACUGUACAGGAAUGUUCUAGCUAAAAGAAGCGAAACGAUGCUUAAUGAGUCGAGCGAUUUUAAUCUCAAUGAAAAUGAGAUCAAGGAUUCUACAAUUACCACAACAGUAUCAAACUCGAACGAUUCCACAUCAAAGUCCUCUAAAAAUGUAAAGUUUAAACAGAACCACGAAAAUGACUUUCUUAUAAAUAACGCCGAUUGCCCAAAAGAAAUAAAAGAAAAUAAUGGGAAUUUUAAAAUAUAAUUUUAUA
This is a messenger RNA of Gordionus sp. m RMFG-2023, 2869 nucleotides long. RefSeq names its product kinesin-like protein KIF11. Bases 4 to 2862 code for a protein of 952 amino acids. Gene Ontology annotation, biological process: spindle elongation; mitotic spindle assembly; microtubule-based movement. Gene Ontology annotation, molecular function: plus-end-directed microtubule motor activity; microtubule binding; ATP binding. Lineage: Eukaryota; Metazoa; Nematomorpha; Gordioida; Chordodea; Parachordodidae. Gene Ontology annotation, cellular component: nucleus; mitotic spindle; spindle microtubule. The record is from RefSeq and is a predicted model, not a curated record. The transcript is spliced from 20 exons.